GAUGCUGAAACCUAGAUGAGGAGACCGGAGCGGAGCCGUGCAGGCCAGGGGACUGCAGAUGCCGAGGACUCAGUGACAGAGACAGAGCCGGGGACAGAGGCAGAGACAGCAGACAGAGAGGAGGAGCGAGGCGCACAGGCCGCGGGGACGCGCCUGGCACAGAGAAGGUCGGGCGACACAGACAGACCCGGAAGGCCAGGAGCCACCAAGGAACUCAGGGCCACCUGCCCACCCCUCUCCACCUUCUUCUUCCUUUUUGUCGUCUUCGUGGUGUCCACCGUCUUCCACUGCUACCAGCGCCUGGCCCUGGUGCCCACCCCUUGGGCCUCCUCUCCCCGCGUGCUGCUGGCCCCCGGACACCUUCCGAGGGAGGGCAUGUUCACCGUCAACGCCAUCGGCCGCCUGGGCAACCAGAUGGGCCAGUACGCCACGCUGUACGCCCUGGCCAAGAUGAACGGGCGGCCGGCCUACAUCCCCGCGCACAUGCACAACACGCUGGCCCCGCUCUUCCGCAUCAGCCUCCCGGUCCUGCACGGCGCCACGGCCGGCAGCGUCGCCUGGCGCAACUACCACCUGGACGACUGGAUGCAGGAGCGCUACCGCCACAUCCCCGGCCGCUACGUGCGCCUCACGGGCUACCCCUGCUCCUGGACCUUCUACCACCACCUGCGGCCCGACAUCCUGCGCGAGUUCAGCCUGCACGAGCACGUGCGGCGCGACGCCCAGGCCUUCCUGCGGGAGCUGCGCGUGGGCGGCGCGCGGCCGCGCACCUUCGUGGGCGUGCACGUGCGGCGCGGUGACUACGUGCAGGUGAUGCCGCGCGUGUGGAAGGGGGUGGUGGCCGACCGCGGCUACCUGCGGCAGGCGCUGGACUGGUUCCGCGCCCGCUACCCCGCGCCGGUCUUCGUGGUCACCAGCAACGGGAUGGCCUGGUGCCGGGAGAACAUCGACGCCUCGCGCGGCGACGUGGUGUUCGCGGGCACCGGCGUGGAGGGCUCGCCCGGCAGGGACUUCGCGCUGCUCACGCAGUGCAAUCACACGGUCAUGACCAUCGGGACCUUCGGCAUCUGGGCCGCCUACCUGGCGGGAGGGGACGCCGUGUACCUGGCCAACUACACGCUGCCCGACUCGCCCUUCCUCGAGGUCUUCAAGCCCGAGGCGGCCUUCCUGCCGCAGUGGGUGGGCAUCGCCGCCGACCUCGGGCAGAGCAGCCCCUAGCCCUGGACCUGGGCGUCCCUUGACCUGGUCCCCCAAAAGCCAGCGUAUGUGGGCUGAAGCAUGUGGACCCAGGAUCCCUUAGGGAGUUUGAGUUCAGCCACGCGGCCGCUGAGUGACCUUGCACAAAUGACUUCACCUCCCUGUGCCUUCGCAUGCCAGGACUGGACGAGCUCGCUUCAGGCUGUGCCUAGGAGACUCCUCGGUGCCUUGUAAAUGCGUGGGAAGUGCUGGCCGCUGUCCCGGGGAGCUGGCGGGACGUUUGGAAACCUGGAGAUCCCACAUCACCUCCCGGGAGGCACCGGCAGCCAGGCCGCUCUGCCCUGCAGUCUGGGCGGCUGGAGCUCCGGGCGGCUGGGGUUGAGCCCGGUGUCAGAGGCCUCGGAGUUCAACAGGUGAGGGGAGGCAAUCAGAGAGCCCGGGGUGGGGGGACGCUGGCCGGGGCCUGGGCACCCACAUCAGAGCCCCCCACCCUGCCCGGCCUCAGCCAGCACCUAGCGCUGCCCUGAGGAGCCCAGUGGGCACUGCGCUGUGGCAGCCCGGACACCGCGGAGUGCGUGGUUUACAAGGCUGGGAGGCGCCAGGUGCUGGGAGCAUGGAGCCCGCACCCACUUGUCAGCUGGAGGGGCCUGGUGAGGGGCCGCGGCAGGGCACAGGGCACCCCAGCUUGGGUCUCAGCUCCUGUUACAGCCACUGUCCUGCUGGGUCAGUGCCUCUCGCUGUGGCCUCAUUUAACCUCCUCACCUCCCAGGGUCCCACUCCCAAGGCCCAGGGUUGAUUCAUAUUCCCACCUCCAAGCCGGGUGUGGUGGAGCUCGCCCCUAAUUCCAGCACCGUGGGAAGCUGAGGCAGGAGGAUUCCAAGUUUGAGCCCAGCCCGAGCAAUUUAGUGUCCAAUGGAGAGCAUGUCUCAAGAUAAAAAAUAAAGAAUUUUAACAGGCCAGGGAUGUAGCACAGCAUGAAG
Chinchilla lanigera (long-tailed chinchilla) is the source of this 2177-nucleotide messenger RNA. Its product is annotated as galactoside 2-alpha-L-fucosyltransferase 2-like. NCBI's taxonomy places the organism in Eukaryota, Metazoa, Chordata, Mammalia, Rodentia, Chinchillidae. The transcript is spliced from 2 exons. Gene Ontology annotation, cellular component: membrane. Gene Ontology annotation, biological process: carbohydrate metabolic process. The record is from RefSeq and is a predicted model, not a curated record. Gene Ontology annotation, molecular function: galactoside 2-alpha-L-fucosyltransferase activity. Bases 16 to 1218 code for a protein of 400 amino acids.